Molecule: messenger RNA, 8901 nt
Organism: Toxotes jaculatrix (banded archerfish)
Lineage: Eukaryota; Metazoa; Chordata; Actinopteri; Toxotidae
Gene: trim71
Product: tripartite motif containing 71, E3 ubiquitin protein ligase
Exons: 7
Coding region: 1208-3700 (830 amino acids)
Biological process (GO): protein polyubiquitination; proteasome-mediated ubiquitin-dependent protein catabolic process
Molecular function (GO): ubiquitin protein ligase activity; protein binding; zinc ion binding
Source: RefSeq, a predicted model, not a curated record
GGAAGUGGGUCCAUUUUUUUUUUCUCAGUCGGAUAAGAGCGGCUCGAGGAGCUGCAGCCGGAGUAACACGCGCCUGCGAGAGCGCACAACUCGUGUUUAUGUUAAUGUUAAUUCACCCGAGAGUAAACAACGGCAACAACAACCAAGUAAGGGACGUGGUUUAAGGUCCAUACGGUCGCUGGACCGAGUUUUUUCCGGGUACAGGGCACCCCUUUUUCUACGCCGCCGGAGGAAAAACCCUGCGCAUUCCUCCACGCAGAGGAGAGCCCGAGAGGGAGACCAGACCACGGACUGGACGGGGAAGGAGACCUGGAAGCGGCCUCUUCACAAGGUGGACUGGUGAAUUCACCCUCAGAGGCUGGUCACAGACGUCCUGCCUGAUGUUUGGGCUCUCACCGUGUUUGUUUUGGAUGCCCUGAAGACCCGAGGCACGCCAUGAGCUCGCUGCUUUGAUGAAUAAUUUACGGUCUCUCGGUCCGAGGCUCGCGCUGCGAAUACCAACCGACCGCUGGCUGCGCCCGACGCCGCCUGAACGGACCCCGAUGGUGGACUAGAGAGGAAAAAACACAACGACGACACGGGCCUAAAUUGGAGUGCAGAUAAAAAAAUAAAAAAAUAAACAAAAGAGAGAGAUAUUAGAAAUAUUUUGGGACUCGUCUGGGUGCUGCAGAGCCCUGUAGUCAUGUUGCCGAGUCGGUGGGGGAGGAGAGACGGAGCCCCCAGUACUUCGACGCCGAUCCAGUGUCACUCCAGUUUCGGGUUCAUUUUAUGAGCCUCAGCGAAGCACCUCCACAGAAGCGCCAACAUCGUCCAUUGUCAUCUCGCUGGUCAUUAUUUGGAGGAAUGAGGCGGAUGUUUCCCAGUUAAACGCCUUACACACCUGAAUUGAUCUUAACAGCAUUAAGUGUGUUUUUUUUUCUUGUUGUUACCUCAGAAACAUUGUUUGAAUAACUGUUAUUCAAAAGUAUAUAAGAACUGGCUACCUCAUUGAUUUGCAUCAGGUCGGAGUUAUAUAAUACAGAGAAGAGUCUGUAUGUCGUUGAGCACCGUUUUCACUUUUGAGCCGACUCUAAUACCUCAUGAAUCUACCUCAAGUCGCACAUUAUUUUUUACACCACACCACGGGCCGAUGCGUCCCCAGAUGAAUACCUCACCCUCACUUCUGCGCCUGUUGUAAACUGAGCCUGUUGUUUCGGUAACGCUGCAGAUGGCUUCAUUUCCAGACUCGGACCUGCAGACCUGCCCGCUCUGCAAGGAGCUGUGCGGCUCCUCUGCACCGAUCUCCUCCAGCUCUUCUACCUCUUCAUCCUCUUCACAUACCUCGUCCUCCUCCAGCCAGACCACCAGGAGACUCCACGUCCUGCCCUGCCUCCACGCCUUCUGCAGGCAGUGCUUAGAGGGCCAGCGGAGUCCCGGGGACCCGCUGAAGCUGCGAUGCCCCACCUGCGACCAGAAGGUGUCCAUCUCUGAGGCUGGGGUGGACUCCCUGCCUUCCUCCAACUUCCUCUUCAGCAACCUGCUGGACGUGGUGGUGAGCUCUGAGGAACAGAUCCAGAACAAGAACGGCCACCACCACAGGGGAGGCUUAGGUGGAGGCUCGUCUGGCUUCCAUCACCCCCAUGGAGGCCUGCUGCAUCCGCACCAUCUCGGAGAGCCCCAGUGCAGCUCCUGUGAUGAGGAGAACCCAGCCACCUGUCACUGCCUUGACUGCCAGGAAUAUCUGUGCGACAACUGUGUGCGGGCACACCAGCGAGUGCGGCUGACCAAGGACCACUUCAUUGAGCGCCUGGGAGACAACCUCCACUUGGGCCGGGUCAAUGCCAACAGCAACCCGGGCCAGCCAGGGGUGUCAGUGUCCCUCGCCCAGUCCCUGCAGAACAACUUUGCCCUGCUGUCCCUGUUCCAGGACCGCAUGAGCUUCUGCCAGCACCAUGACAAUGAGGUGUUCCUGUUCUUCUGUGAGACCUGCUCGGUGCCUAUCUGCAGGGAGUGCAGCGUGGGCCGCCAUAUGGGCCACACCUUCGUUUACCUGCAAGACGCUGUGCAGGACUGCAGGGCCAUCACCAUCCAGCUGCUGUCAGACGCACAGCAGGGACGACAGGCCGUACAGCUAAGCAUGGAGAAGGUCCAGGCAAUGGCAGAGCAAGUGGAGAUCAAGGCUAAGGUGGUGCAGACUGAAGUGAAGGCCCUUGUUCUGAGACACAAGAAGGCGCUGGAAGAGAGGGAGUGUGAACUACUGUGGAAGGUGGAGAAGAUCCGUCAGGUGAAGGCUAAGUCUCUGUACCUGCAAGUGGAGAAGCUGCACCAGAGUCUGACCAAGCUGGACAGCACCAUCGCUGCCGUCAGCCAGGUGCUGGACGAGGGCCGCCACCUUGACGUGCUGCUGGCCAGGGAGCGAAUGCUCACCCAGAUCCAUGAACUCAAGGCUCUCAGGGGCCUGCUUCAGCCGCAGGAGGACGACCGCUUCAUGUUCACUCCUCCAGACCAGGCUCUGUACAUAGCCAUCCAGUCCAUGGGCCUGAUCAGCAGUGGAGCCUUUGCCCCCGUCACCAAAGCCCAUGGUGAGGGUCUGAAAAGCGCGCUCCGCGGCAAGCCUGCGUCCUUUACUGUGAUUGGAUAUGACCAUGAUGGCGAGCCGCGUCUUUCCGGCGGGGACACAGUGUCUGCAAUAGUCAUGUCAGUUGGCGAUGGUAACCUGUCUGCGGCAGAGGUAACAGACCACCAGAAUGGCUCAUACACUGUCAGCUAUGUGCCCAAAUGUGAGGGCGAGCACCUUGUCUCUGUGCUGGUGUGUAACCAGCACAUCCAGGGCAGCCCCUUCAAGGUGAUCGUGAAGUCAGGGCGGAGCUAUGGGUCUUUGGGUUCCCAAGUCUCAUCCUUUGGAUGCGAGGGGGAGGGAGAUGGUCAGCUCUGUCGUCCCUGGGGCAUCAGCGUGGACAAGGAAGGAUACGUGGUGGUGGCUGAUCGAAGCAACAACCGCAUACAGAUAUUCAAGCCUUGCGGUGCCUUCCACCAUAAGUUUGGCUCUCUGGGUUCUCGGCCUGGUCAGUUUGAUCGUCCAGCUGGUGUUGCUUGUGACAGUCAGAGACGAAUCAUUGUGGCUGAUAAGGACAAUCACCGUGUGCAGGUGUUUACUUUUGAGGGCCAGUUCCUGCUGAAGUUUGGGGAAAAGGGUACCAAGAAUGGGCAGUUUAACUAUCCCUGGGAUGUGGCUGUCAACUCUGAGGGUAAAAUCCUGGUCUCAGACACCAGGAACCACCGUGUGCAGCUCUUUGCCCCUGACGGCUCUUUCCUCAACAAGUACGGCUUUGAAGGGGCCCUGUGGAAACACUUUGACUCUCCCAGAGGAGUGGCCUUUAACCACGAAGACCACCUGGUGGUUACCGACUUCAACAACCACCGGCUUCUGGUCAUCCGGCCAGACUGCCAGUCAGCUCGCUUUCUGGGCUCUGAGGGCACCGGGAACGGGCAGUUUCUGAGGCCCCAGGGCGUCGCUGUGGACCAGGAGAACCGCAUCAUCGUGGCCGACUCCCGCAACCACCGAGUCCAAGUGUUCGAGCCCAAUGGAAACUUCUUAUGCAAAUUUGGCACACAGGGGAGUGGCUUCGGACAGAUGGAUCGCCCCUCUGGUGUGGCUGUGACGCCUGAUGGAGUCAUUGUGGUCGUUGACUUUGGAAAUAAUCGUAUCCUCAAAUUCUAAAAAAAAAAAAAAAAAAAAAAAAAAAAAAAUUUGCAUUCUCUCCCUCCGUUUGUCCUUUUUGCAUUUUUUUCGAUGAAGGAAAUGGAGGAGAAAGAAUGAAUCAACCGACACAACAGGAGGAGAGCUCAGGGAGGAUUGAGAGCAGGUUGAAAUGAAGGGAAAUUAAAACUAUAGAUAAUUUUUUUUUUUUACAUUUACAUUGAUCUUCUCCAAAUCGGAUAUCUGCGGUAUGUAUGACAAAGGGGACCUCUACAAAUUGAUAAUCAGUAGAAAAAGAGCCAUAUUUCCCUUCCUCAGUCUCAGCUGCUUUGAAUUCUCUCUGUAAGCUCUCCUUGAGUAUCCAUCUCAGGGAAUUUCUCACUUUUCUUGAAAUCUUAUACCCUCUGCUCCACACCUACCUCAUUUAGCUCUUUAUGAAUGUACUCAUAGUCACUGAGCAGAGGUUUUAGUCCGUGAAGUUUUACAAAGAAGAAAAGUCUACCUCUAUACUUUGUUAUUUAAGAGAGACAAAAAAGAAUAGACUCUUCAGUUGAUAUUUGCACAGGAUUAAUGGAAUUCUUGCUGUGCAUUUUGAAAUUUUGAGUUAAAGUGAACCUCCUGAAUGUUGUUGCUGAGACAAUACUCAGACCACUGUAGAGGCUGCAUGAUCUGUUCUCAUUAGAAGGCUUCGCUCGGGGAGGAAACUAGGGUACAGUAGUGUCCUUUUCAUGUUUUAGGCUAGUUAGUUUUUCGCUUACGCAUCGAACCUUGUCUCUUUGUGGCUCUGUGGAGUUUGUAGUGUCAUGGUAGCCUAAGAAGAGUGUGCGAAGCGAUGCCAAACUUGACAGAAUCAAAAUUAGCUCAGGUCGCAGUAGGACUGAUUAAAAUGAUCAGUACUUUUCAGGCUCUCCCUCGAGCUUUAAUGGCUAAUGCUGAUUUGAUGUUUUUUUUUUUGAUAAGCAAAAAAUAUUAAGUUUAGGGAAUCUUCUCCAAAAAUGAUUCCUGAAAUGAUCCCUAAAAUAAGCCCUGUAAUGAAAUUAUCCUGUGUUUGAUUAUCCAUACUCCCCUGCCCCAACCUCGUCUCAUAAAGACUGGGUGAACUAACGUUUGUGAUAAAAUAAGACAACCUGUGUUGUUACCAUCCCGUCAGUUGCAUGAACACCUAAGAUGCAAAGAUUAGUAUGCAAGGAGAGCAGCGUCUCCUCCAAAAGGGAGGACCCACCAAAGGAUUUUGGACAAGAAUCUUCCAAGAUCUGGAUCUAUUAGUGAUCUUAAUGUAGAGAAUUAAUCAUAUAAUUGAAGGACACCUUUAUGAUGAGGCCUUCUGUAUGACAAAAGCCUCAGAUGUCAACACCUAAUUUGGCCGUCCAGAGGACAUUAAUGACAUCAAAAUACAGACCUAACACUACAAUCCUCUGGAUUUAGAUUGUGGUUGAAAGCCACUCCCUGUGGCUCCUGGGGCCUAGGAUGUAGUCCAGUCCAAUGAGAGGGCACCAUCACAAAAGCCCUGCCCUAUUUAUUGAUGCUCCAGAUUGAGCGCUAGUAGACCGAUUCCUCUAAAGAUGGAGGUCUAUAGGCCACCUACUUGAGUUUACCAAAGUUAGAAUUUCUGCACAAUGGCCAACUGUAGAUUUGGCAAUUAAAGAACGUAACCCCCCCCCUCUUUUAACAACAUUUUCUUAAAUAAUCAUUGUUGCUGGGAAGUCUAAAGUUCUCACAGAGAACUCACAGAGUUGGGUUCAUAGCACUGUCCACGUUAGGGUUAGAAGAAUAGAAGCGUGCUUGGGUCACAGUUUAUUGUGCAUGAGUACUUUCACAUCCUGCUAAGACCGAGGCCCUCACUGUUUGAGGCAGGUUUUGACAGAAGACUCUGUUCGUCUGUCUGCAGAAAUGUUCGAGUAGAGAACUGAAGAUGCCCGCAACCAAAGAGAGCCCCUUACUCCCCCUGACAUUUAUCGCAUCAGCCUAUCGAAUGAUGCCCCACUUUUAUUAAUAGUAGAUGGCCUGUAGGCUUAAAGUAGCAUCUCAGAUUAGCCUUUGCAUCCCAAUAUAAUCUCCAUUGAAACUAACAGAUACUGUACUAACUCUUUGUGGUGAAAGCAUUGGGGGGGUUUUGAAUCCCCUUGCCCUUUGUUCAAUCUGUGUCCCGCUGGAAGCACUAAGACAAUUAAGGUUCUGUUAGCCACCUCCUUAGCCUAGCAAAGAAUCUUGGGACCCAUGAAAAGUCACCGACCGGCUCUGACCUCUGAGGAGAGGGCCCGUCUGCACAUGAUCAGGAUUUACAUCCUCAUAUCUCAGAUGUCCUGUACCUCAACACUUGCUUAUACCUCCUUUUCUCGUAUACUUCAACCCCCGAAUACCUCGAGUGUGUCACUCAUAGCUACUGUGCAUUUAAACAUUCAAAUACCUCAACGUGUUACUCUCAUUCUGAAUACCUCAUUUUUACUCUUUUAUUUAAGCAUACCUCGUCAGAUAUUUAUGCAUUGCAAAUAUACCUCGUUUUAAUUUUCUUGUGUUACAGUGCAGUACAUGUCCCAUAGCUCUAGGACCAAAGAUCAUGGUACUGUUUCGUGUUGAAAUAAAUUUUUUUUUAAUUAUCGUCCAUCGCUCCAUCUUUCAGCCCUGAACAGCUUUUGGUUUGUUGAAUCUACUGUAAAUUGCCUGGUAAAUUUUUGCCUUUUAUCACCAAGAAACCAAAUAUUUCAGAUGAAAGCAUUGUGCCAAAAAUGAUCUGUGAGAGUUCUGUGCCAAACGGGGUUGGCAUUUGGACCACUCUGUUGUAGACGACAAAUGUCACUGGACCAUUAUAUCAUAGAUACAAAUGUUAAAUCAGAGCACCUGAGGAUAAAUCCUCGCUCUCUGACUGGAUGCGCUUAAGAGGGCUGUGCCCCAUUUAUCUUUACCUCAUGAUGAUGAUGAUGAUGAUGAUGAACAUGCAGAUUCCACUUGUACUUUGUUGCUGUGCACAAGAGGGUGAGGGGAAGAGCAAAAGGCCUCUUUUAAAGAGUUAGGAACUUUGAACACACAAGAACGACCUCUGUUUUCAGCACAAUUUACCAAUGUUUCAGUGUGGAUUUUAGGAUGCUUGAUGUUGCUUGCAGAGGACUUGGAGACGAGUCUGAGCUCAAUCAUUCUCACUGUGGUUCAAACACACCAGAGGGUUAUGACUAAUGGUGAUAACAGGCUGGUUUAUUAUUUAAGUGGAGCUAUUAGCACAUUUAUGGUGAGCCAGUUUCAGUCCACAGACCCUGCUGCUUUGAACCCAACACCUAGUUUCACCCAUAAGAUUGUUUUUUUUUUUUUUUUUUUUUUUUUUUGCUUUUCAGUAUUACUCUGUGAAAUGUUCAUUCAUGUUGCAUCCGUUUUUUUUUUUAUUAAGAUCACAGAAUUCUAUCUUUAAGAUCCUUAGGUCUUCACUCUUAAAGAGGAAAAUGUAUUUUAAACCUUUAUUUUGCUUUUCAUUUUGUUGCAUGCUUUAAAAAGUCCUUGUAUUAUACUGACGUCUCUCAGAUAGAUGUUGAAAAACUCAGAUGGGGUGGGUAGCUGAUUAUCGGGAUGAUUUUACCAAAAUAUAUACCCAAAGAUGUGUAUGUGUGUGUUAAUAUUGCAUUGGAUGGAAUUAACCUUUGACCUCGGCGAUUGUAUUUCCUGUUCUCUAGAGGCUCUGCAGAGCACAACCUGUUCAGCCAGCCAUGCCUCGAUUCCUGAGAAACAACAGAGGCAGAGUUUUCUGAUACUUGCAGAAGGCUGGUCUGCCCCUUGACCAUUAGUGCUUAACUUUCUUUAACUCCCUCUCAUAUGCAUAAUAUGGUUAGAUAUAUUAACAUAUUGUCCUUUCACGCUCGAGCCCUGUAACUUAAGGAAGCUAUAUAAGCUUCCUGCUGAGCUUAGAUUUAUGUUUUCCAACUGUGAUGAAUCCAUAAGGUGGCCGUUUUGUGUUUUUGAACUCGCAGCUAGGUUUCUCCAGCACAAACUAGCAAUCAGCUCCCCUCAUCGUCUUUAUAAGAAUCUAGGAAGUAUGGUGAUGGCUGCUGAGCACGUGAUCGGUUGACUGCACUCCUGCUCGGUGGGGUUUUUUUUAUUUUUUUUUAUUGGGCCCCUGUGGUUUUUGUCCACCAUUUUAUUUCUGGCCUCUCACGGCUUUAAGAGAGAGAAAAAGCAAAGCUGCACCAGGUGACGUGCGCAAGGUCGUAGACCUCCUUUUAAUGAUUGUAUACUCGAAAGAAAGAAAGACAGACGGAAAGAAAGGAAAAAAGGUUUGAAAAUUUAGAAAGGAAAAAAUAAAUCUCAGGUAGUUCUCAGCAGCCCUGCUCUGCAGGUGUCUUAUUGAAACGUGUCCCGUAGUGAUGAUGUAAUGACUUUUUUUCCCUUGUUAUGACCUCUCAGUACUAGUCUGAUUCUUUUGUGUCCAUUUACAUAUUAUAAAAACAAAUUAUUUCUCAAUCUGAAAAAAAAAAUGUUUUUGAUUAGUUCCCCCGAUUGUUUUUGUUUUUUUUUUUUUUGCCAAUUUUUUUUUCUCUCUUUAACAAAAGUACAAAUACUUAACACUGCUUGAUGCUCAUUGGCCCUUUUAGAAUGUAUUUUGUGAAGAAAAGGGUUAAAUGGGAUCUUGCUGAUGCUCGCUCAACCCCAACCAGCUGCUGGAAGCCUGACAAGACAGAACAGAGACCACAGAACGUUCUUCUGGGUUCUUCUCUAAGAUUCGUUUGCUGAAAUGUUCCACACCAGCAAUACUCAGAGUGUAAGGUGGAGUCAUGUGUUUACGGUGGAACAUGGCCUGAGGAGAUAGCAGCCAGUUCUUCUUGUCCACACUCUUGUUUCCGUUGUGUCCUGUUCUCCCAGCAGCCGGAUGUGUGUGGAGCGGGCGUAGUGUUUGCGCUGCAUCUGUGUUGUCUGAGCAGAGAUCCACUGAAUGUAUCCUCCUCACAGUCCAAGAGGCAGGGCGAGCCAGCAUGGCCAGCUGAGUUUAGAUGGGUGCUGCUAGCGCUUCCUCAUCUAUGCCACUGUGUGUGUGUGUUUAUCAGUCAGAGCCCUGUGUGUGUAUGUGUGUGUGUGCAUGUGUGUCUGCUAGCACACCUUCCCUCCCUCUUGAACACACACUCACACAUUGUGCUCAGUGGAAGUGCAGAUGUCAGGUCUUCAGUCUAAAUAAGGCAGAGGAGACUAUAAUAUAUUGGCCACUUGCUGCUCGCUCUGUACUCUGUGGACUUUAAACAUUUCCU